AUGACUCGCAAUACUGAAACUCAUUCUGACUUAUCACCAAAUACCAGUGCAUCUCCAAAUAUCCAAGGAAUUUCAGAAGACUCUGCAGAUCACGGUGAUCAUCUCAUUACAGAAAAUACAAAUGAUGAAGAAAAUCAUGCCGGUACAAGUUAUGCUGCUGCCUCCUGUACUAAAAAACCUUCAUCCAGUGAAGAAAAACCUGAUGGAGUACCAAACCAAGUCCCAGAUCCAAAUGAAAGCAAUCCUCAGUACAUGAUGCCUCUGGACACAUGCCUUCAACCUGUCGACAUAGCACAGGAGGUUUUGGACCAACAAACCAUUUACUGUGUUGCACCUGCUGAGGGAAAUCGUCCUGUUUCAAUAUUGAAUGUAAAGGAUGUUGAAGCACUUUCAUUUCCACAACAAUUCCCACGUGGAAGAUAUCACUACAACACAGAGAGAAUGGUCAAAAUUGGCCUAAACCCUUACUUUAAUGCCAGGCUUUUCAAUGUUGACCCAAGGUUUUCAUCUGACAAUGCAUACAUUUUCUUUGCACAGUAUAUCAGUGAACUGACCCAAAUUCUCUCCAAUAUUUCCAUCGCAAUGCGAAAGGGCUCACCUCACACUCGCACUGGCACGAAAAUAACUGCCAAGAUGUUGACUAACAAAGAUGCUGUACGAGAAAUUCUCAAAUCUGACAAGGGUUUCCGAUUUCUCCAACCAGUUCGAGGAACACCUCCAUAUUGGGAACGCACCCUGAAGGAUUUGUUUGCCAUGAUCAAACAAAUUGGUAUACCAACAUGGUUUGUUACCUUUUCUGCAGCAGAUCUCAGAUGGCCUGAGGUGCUCCAUGCUCUCCUGUUGAACUCGUCAGACCCAAAACGAAACAUUGAAGACCUCUCAUUCCAAGAGAAAAGCAAACUUCUUCAAGAGAAUCCAGUUCUUGCUGCAAGAAUGUUUGACCACCGUGUGCAUGUACUCUUUCACCAGUUGCUCUUGAGUAAGGCUGAACCACUUGGUAAGGUAGUUGACUACUUCUGGAGAACUGAAUUUCAGUGUCGAGGAUCCCCCCACAUACACUGUCUCCUCUGGAUUGAAAAUGCCCCAAAGUUGGAUGAAGAUAGUGAUGAAUUAGUGUGCGCAUUCAUAGAUAGGUACAUUUCAACUGAACUGCCUGAUGAAGAGACUGAUCCAGUACUUCACCACAUCAUCAAACAAGUACAAACUCACAGCAGAAACCAUUCCAAGUCAUGUUUCAAAGGUAGUGGAUCAAGGCAGUGUCGUAUUUGCAGAUUCCUCUUUCCGAGGCCACCCAUGCUGCAUACAACCAUUUUCAGACCUAAGCCCAAAGAACCAGAUGUCACACAUGAAGAGCCAGAUGUCCCACAUGAACAGACAGAGAAUUCUAUGGUAACAGAUGAGUCCUCCAGUCCAUCUCCAUUACAUUCACCUGAUGUACCUUCACAAGAGGACAGUGUUGAUUCUGCCACAAAUCGCAUAAAUGAAAAGAAAGCAAAGGCUAACCUGCAAAAAGUGCGCGACCUUCUUGAAAAAAUUGCUUUUGAUGCAACAGAGGUACCCACCAUUCAAGAACUUCUUGCUGAUGCAGAUUUGAGCAUGGAGGAAUAUACAGAAAGCAUAACUGUGUUGUCCAGAAAAAUUUCAAUACAACCGAAGAGGCAACCAAACGAUGCAUGGGUUAACAAUUAUAACCCUGACUUGCUCAAAGCAUGGAACGCUAACAUGGACAUCCAGUAUGUUACUGAUGCAUGGGCCUGUGUUAUGUACAUCCUGAGUUACAUCAGCAAAGCAGAACAUGAGAUGAGUGCUCUUCUGAAACAGGCUCAAGAAGAUGCCAAAACAGGAGAUUGUGAUAUUGUCAAAGAAAUGCGACACAUCGGCAAUGUGUAUCUCCAGAAUAGAGAGGUCAGUGCCCAAGAAGCUGUGUAUCGAGUAACUGGAAUGAAACUGAAAGAUUGCUCUAGACAAGUCAUCUUUGUACCCACUGACCCAAAUCCAACCAAAAUGAGUCUCCCUUUGAAAACUAUCCAGGCAAAGUCUAAGGCCGACUCAGAUGAUAUCUGGAUGACUUCUGUCGUCGACCGAUACAAGGCAAGACCAGAUCAACCCCCUUUUCCAAAUAUGUGUCUUGCAUACUUCGUUUCCUACUAUAGAGUUCUUACAUCACUCACUGCCAAGCAGUCAGAAAACGCUCAACAGAAUGCUGACAAUGAAGUUCCUGACAAUGAACACCAGCAACAUGAUUCCUCACCAAUCAUUCCGCUGCAAAAUGGAAAAGGGUUCAUACAGAAGAGGUCCAGGAGCAAUCCUGCUAUUGUAAAGACAGCUCGCUAUCCACGCCUGAAAUAUCCUGAGAAAUACAUCCACAACCUCCUGUCAUUGUACUUGCCAUUCUCUACAGAUAAACAGCUUGGUCCAAAACCAUUUGAAACAUUCGAGGAUUUCUAUGACAAUGCUGCAGUUAAACUACCCGGAUCUGAUGUGCCAGAAAGGGUCAAGGUCAUUGUGGAAACAAACAGACGAGAGUUUGAGUUAGCGACAGCUUCAAUAGACAUAGCCAUGGAACAGCUUCGGGAAAAUCCAGUCCUGGAGGAUGCAUGGGCACAGCUUGCACCAUCAACAGAAACUGAACGUUCAGAAACCAACGCUGAAAAGGAAGAUGUGUCUCAGGAUGAAGUACUAGAAAAUGAGAAUAUACAAGAACUGUCUAAUUCUACACGUGAUGCUGGUAGCCUUGGUGCAGUUGGUAUAGAAUCUACUUCAGAAGAGCACUCGGCUGAGCAGAUCAGAAGCAUACUCCAAUCACUGAAUGAAAAGCAAACUACAGUCUUCAACACUGUACGACGCUGGUGUCUGCUUAAGAAACAAGGUGCAAAUCCUCCUAGUCUACAGUGCUUCAUCUCUGGAUCAGCAGGCGUUGGCAAAAGUCAUCUCAUCAAAGCAAUUUAUUACGAAGCCAAAAAACUGCUGCAGUCUGUUGCUGACAACCCUGGCAACACUACCAUACUUCUAACUGCAUCAACUGGUACUGCUGCGUACAACAUCAAUGGACAAACAUUGAACAGUGCCCUCUCGAUACCAAACAAACGCCCGAUACCUGUUAGAGGUCUUGCAGAAACUACGAUGAACACCCUCCGAGCAUCCCUCUACAACUUACAAGUACUCAUCAUUGAUGAAAUUUCAAUGGUUGACUGGACCAUGUUGUACUAUGUGGAUUCCCGACUGAAACAAAUCACAGGCAACAAAGAACUAUUUGGGGGAAUCUCAGUACUUGCACUUGGUGAUUUCUACCAGCUUCCACCUGUCAGGGCAACGCGUCUCGUCACUAUGAAUAAAAAAGAUACGCGCAACAUCUGGACAUCAAAUUUUCAGUUGAUUGAACUUACUGAAAUAAUGAGACAACAAGAAGAAGCCAACUUUGCCCAUCUCCUCAAUCGUAUAAGAACCAGAGAAAAGACAACCCCACUUCAAGAUACAGAUGAAGCCAUUGUCAAAUCCCGCGUGAUUCAAUGUACACCUUCAGAUCCAGAUUAUCCUUCAGAAGCACUACAUGUAUAUUCGACAAAAAAGGAAGUUCAAGCUUACAAUGUGAGCAAGCUGUACCAACUACAAGACACCACUGUUGUUACACUGCGGGCUGAGGAUUCAAGACACAAUAAACUGACAGGAAAUGAAAGAGGCACUGCAUCCAGUCAAUCAGCCAAAGGGGAUGACAUUCCCAAGUCAAUAGAAAUUGCCCUCAAUGCAAAGGUCAUGCUGCUAAGAAAUUUGGAUGUCAGUGACGGUCUUGUAAAUGGUGCUAUUGGAGUAGUCACCUCGAUUUUACCAUCAUCAAAUAACAACAAACUCCCGCCAGCAAUAGCAAUUCAGUUUGAUGACCCAAAAGUUGGCAAGAAAGCUAUGAACAAUAACAAAUACAAGAGCUCCAUCCCUGCUGGCUCAGUUCCCAUCGAACCAAUUCAGGUUAAACUUGAAAAUACUAACAUCACCAGAACUCAGUAUCCAUUAACAUUAGCAUGGGCAUGCACCAUUCAUAAGACACAGGGCAGAACUAUGAAAGAAAUAGUAGUCUCUCUAAAAACCAUCUUCACUGCUGGCCAAGCAUAUGUUGCACUUAGCAGAGUCACUUCAAUUUCUGGCCUCCACUUCCUUGAUUAUGAUUCCUCAACUAUAUAUUGCUUCCCUGCCGUAAAAGAAGGCCUAGCUGAAAUGACCAGGUUACCAGACUGUUCUCAGCAUCCACUACGUGUCAGCUAUCCUACUGCUGUCCAAAUAAUUCACCAUAACAUUGAAGGACUCAACCCUCAUUUUCAUGACCUGCAAUAUAACCAUGACGUUCCAUAUUCAGAUGUACUAUGCCUGACUGAAACAUGGUUACAGACUGAACCACCAGAUGCCUUGCACUUGCCAAAUCUCAUCCUGUACUACAAUAAUAGGUCAACAUCAUAUGCAGAAAACUCACCAUUUUACCAAAAGCAGCGUGGUGGCGUAGCAGUUUAUGUCAAGGAGAAUCUCCUGUCACAGCAACUUGAUCUUGGAGUCACUAAUCUUGAAUAUCUUGCUCUUCAGAUAUGUAAAGAACAGACUACCUUCCUUGUGAUAGUUAUUUACCGCCCACCUUCAUAUCAAUCUGCUCCAUUCUGCCAAGUCUUGCAAAGAAUGCUACAGGCAACUGACUCGAUCUCUACAGAUCAUGUAGUCAUCACUGGAGAUUUCAAUGAAGACCACCUCCAAGUCAACACAUCCACUCCAGUGAAAUCCCUCCUACAGUCAAAAGGAUUCAUACAACUCAUCGAUGAUCCCACCACCACAGAAGGUACAUUGAUCGACCACAUGUACAUCAAAACUCAAGGAAAUAGCAAACCUCUACAAUUUGGUGUCCUGUCAACAUACUACAGUUACCAUGACCCCAUCUAUUGUGUGAUUUCAGAUUACUAA
This is a messenger RNA of Lineus longissimus, 4938 nucleotides long. RefSeq lists its product as uncharacterized. NCBI's taxonomy places the organism in Eukaryota, Metazoa, Nemertea, Pilidiophora, Heteronemertea, Lineidae. Bases 1 to 4938 code for a protein of 1645 amino acids. Gene Ontology annotation, biological process: telomere maintenance; DNA repair. The transcript has a single exon. The record is from RefSeq and is a predicted model, not a curated record. Gene Ontology annotation, molecular function: DNA helicase activity.